UCGCUAUUACUUCAAAUUUUCUUAGGCCAUCUCCAACGCCAAAAUAGAAACUGGCGCAGCGUUGGAGAUGGCCUAAACCUCAACUCUCAAUCUCUUAAUUUCCAUGGCGGUUUUCCUUGCAAGUUCAAAUUUUUGCAUUUACGUUACUACUCUGUUUUUGUGCUUGGGCUGUAUAGUUGGAGCAACGAAUAAAAAUGAUCAGCUGGCGUUGCUUGAGAUCAAGGCCAAGAUGACUAGUGACCCUCUUGGCGUCCUUAGCUCCUGGAAUUCUUCUGCUCAUUUUUGCCAGUGGUAUGGUGUGAUAUGCGGCAAAAGGCACACAAGGGUCACCGAGUUGAACCUAAACUCCUUGCUUCUUCAGGGUUCAAUUUCACCAUACUUGGGGAACCUCACCUUUCUACGUGUCUUGCAGCUUCAAGACAACUCCCUCAGUCACGACAUCCCCCAUGAAAUUGGCCGUCUGCGGAGGCUACAAUUUCUUGACUUAAGCGAUAAUAUGCUCACUGGAGAAAUUCCGGCCAAUAUAUCUGGUUGCUCCAAUCUAGUAAGCUUGGGACUUAGUUCCAACAGGUUGACUGGGAGAAUUCCAAAGGAAUUGAGUUCCUUAUCAAAGCUCCGUUUCUUAUUUAUCGAUCUCAACCAUCUAACUGGAGGGAUCCCUCCAUUUCUGGGAAACCUCUCAUGUCUGGAGUUUCUCCAGACAACCCGUAACAAUUUUGGUGGAAGUAUGCCUGAAACUCUUGGCAAGUUAAACAGAUUGUAUUACAUGUCUAUGGGUUCAAACAUGUUUUCUGGCAUUGUCCCUUCCUCAAUGUACAAUCUUUCUUACAUGAGAGUAUUUUGUGUACCUGAAAAUCGACUUCAAGCAACUAUACCCUCAAACUUGGGCAACAUUUUUCCAAACCUCGUGGAAUUUAACAUUGGUGAUAACCAAUUUACUGGAUCCAUUCCUGCUUCCUUAUCCAAUGCUUCAAACUUGGAGAGACUCACUACUGCAAUUAAUGGGCUUUCUGGGAAUGUACCUUCCUUGGAGAAGUUGCAUAAGCUAUGGUGGCUGAGUAUUUCCACCAACUAUCUUGGAACCGCCCGAGACGGUGACCUGAGCUUUUUCUCCUCUGUGACCAAUGUGACAAGCUUGGUGUGGUGUUCGAUAAGCGCCAAUAAUUUUGGAGGGUUGCUGCCUGCUUUCAUCACUAAUUUUACCAGCCUCUCCAUUCUGACGAUGGAUGAAAAUCAAAUUUCUGGAAGCAUCCCAUCUGGGUUAGGAAAUUUGAUCAACUUAGAGCUGCUAGAUGUGGGAAACAAUCGAUUGGUUGGUGUAAUUCCUGAAGAAAUUGGAAAACUUCAGAAGCUGAACAAGUUGAAUCUGCACGGAAAUAAAUUUUCUGGCAGCAUUCCACCCUCAAUGGGAAAUUUGACAUCGCUGUGCUAUCUCAAUCUGCACCAAAAUAAUUUGUUCGGCAGUAUUCCUCCAAGCCUUGGGAAAUGCCAAAAUUUAGUGUCUUUCAGUCUCAAUGAAAACAAUCUUAGUGGUCCAAUCCCGAGAGAAAUCGUAAGCAUUUCAUCCUUGGCAAUCAAUAUGAACCUGUCUCAUAACUAUUUGACUGGUUCUCUUCCAAAGGAAAUGGGAAUUUUGACAAAUCUAGGAACAUUCGAUGUUUCUCAUAAUAUGUUGUCUGGAGAAAUUCCCAGUACCCUCGGCAGUUGCACAAGCUUAGAAUUUUUGCAUAUGCAACGCAACUUCUUCCAGGGUGCCAUUCCUGCGACUUUAAGUUCGCUGAAGGGUCUCCAAGUUUUGGAUUUUUCUCACAACGAUCUGACCGGAACAGUUCCAGGAUUUUUUCAGGAGUUUCGGUUUCUGAGGAUAUUGAAUCUAUCUUUCAAUGAUCUUGAAGGUAUGGUGCCAAUAGAAGGAAUCUUUAAGAAUGCAAGUGCAAUCUCAGUCGCCGGAAAUAGUAAACUGUGCGGCGGCAUUGCUAAAUUUCAGCUGCCUAAAUGCAACUUUAAAGAGACAAGAAAAGGGAAGCUGACCCUUUCCCUGAAACUGGUAAUAGCUGCUUCUGGAGCUCUUUGUGUAGCACUUGCUUCACUUUCUCUAUUUAUAUUGGUGUCUAAGAGGAAAAGAGUAGAACCAACUUCAAUUUCUUUAGAGUAUUCGCCUUUUCGAAUAGCUUACCAAAGUCUUUGUAAUGCUACCGAAGGUUUCUCGUCGUCUAAUUUGCUUGGAGUGGGUAGUUUCGGUUCUGUCUAUAAAGGUAUUCUACAAGAUGAGAAAGUAGUUGCAGUGAAGGUGUUAAAUCUUUUGCACCCUGCAGCUUCCAAAAGUUUCAAGGGUGAAUGCAAGGUGUUACGCAACGUUAGACAUCGAAAUCUCGUCAAGCUCAUGACUGUAUGCUCUAGUGUAGAUCAUCAAGGAAAUGAUUUCAAAGCUCUAGUUUAUGAAUUCAUGGUUAAUGGAAAUCUAGAUGGUUGGUUGCAUCCAAUGUCCAUAACCAAUGAGUCACCUAGGAGUCUGAAUUUUCGCCAGAGAUUAAACAUUGCCAUUGACAUUGCUAGUGCGCUGGAGUAUCUUCACCAUGGUUACCAAUCACCUGUAGUUCAUUGUGAUCUGAAGCCUAGUAAUGUUCUCCUUGAUGGUGAAAUGGUGGGACAUCUAGGAGAUUUUGGCUUGGCAAGAUUCUUCCCACAAGCCACCAACAGCUACACAAGUGAAUCAAGCACCAUUGGAGUAAGAGGAUCUGUUGGUUACACUGCUCCAGAAUAUGGUAUGGGAAAUGAAGUGUCAACAUGGGGUGACAUGUAUAGUUAUGGCAUUUUAUUGUUGGAGAUAUUCACGGGAAAGAGACCCACUGAUGAAAUGUUUAAUGAUAGCUUCAAUCUCCAUAACUAUACAGAAACAGCCUUACCAGAUGAAGUGGAGAAAAUCUUGAAUCCGAGUCUUGCCCAAGAAAUAAAAGAAGAGAUUAGCAGGAGAGAUAGCCAUGUAGUUGAAGAGUGUCUGAUUUUAAUAUUUGAAAUAGGGGUUGCUUGCUCUGCUGAAGUACCCAGUGAACGGAUGAACAUUACUGAUGCCACUGCUAAGUUGCAGGUGAUCAAAAGGAAACUCUCUUAAAAAGUGAAAACAACCACAUGGAUCACCAAUCAUCCUAUUGUAUUUUUAAAUGAAAUCAGUUCAUUGAUUUGAUAUAUCACUGUCGUUUGUUUAAGUGUAUUCCCCUUGUAAAUUGCUAAAAUCCACAGUCAAAAGAGUUUUAAUGCUGUUUUUUCUUUUUCUUUUUUUUUUGGUUUAAUAUAGUAUAUAUUUUUGGUGUUUUUCUGACGUGGAAAUGCUCGACAAUAGGCAAGAGCUUGCUCACUUUAACUAAACAUCUGUUUUUGUUUCCCAGUAAUUGUACUUAAAGCUUUGUAAGAUGGAGAUUAAAGUGUCUUAAAUAGUUUAUUAAUUUUACUAAGCAUAUUGGAUGAUAACUGAGAAGCAUGAAAAACUAGUAUACGGCGCUUUCAGACAUGGCAUUUGCUACGCAGGUGGUUCCUACGUGGCUUCCAUGCAAAUCAAAUUAUAUAGAUUAACAAUACUAAACUUUAUU
Messenger RNA from Manihot esculenta (cassava), 3587 nucleotides. RefSeq names its product probable LRR receptor-like serine/threonine-protein kinase At3g47570. Gene Ontology annotation, molecular function: ATP binding; protein kinase activity; receptor serine/threonine kinase binding. Lineage: Eukaryota; Viridiplantae; Streptophyta; Magnoliopsida; Malpighiales; Euphorbiaceae. The record is from RefSeq and is a predicted model, not a curated record. Bases 104 to 3112 code for a protein of 1002 amino acids. Gene Ontology annotation, biological process: protein phosphorylation. The transcript has 2 exons.